Messenger RNA from Kazachstania africana CBS 2517, 1665 nucleotides. RefSeq names its product Bfa1p (gene BFA1). Gene Ontology annotation, molecular function: GTPase activator activity. Gene Ontology annotation, cellular component: mitotic spindle pole body; SIN/MEN two-component GAP complex. Gene Ontology annotation, biological process: mitotic spindle orientation checkpoint signaling; regulation of Ras protein signal transduction. The coding region runs from base 1 to 1665 and encodes 554 amino acids. The record is from RefSeq and is a predicted model, not a curated record. The transcript has a single exon. NCBI's taxonomy places the organism in Eukaryota, Fungi, Ascomycota, Saccharomycetes, Saccharomycetales, Saccharomycetaceae.
AUGAGAGACGUGACCGAGACUUCAUUUGAAGAUUUAGAAACCUCUAUUUCAAGAGAACAGCCGGUACAAACGUCUUCUCGUUUGCCUCAUCAACUAAGAAACAUGAAAUCUUAUCCAACUCCGUCGACUGGUAGCUCCAAUGCUACGGUCUUUUCUGAUAACCUUAGAGAAAGAGUUUGGUCUAGCAACUUUUCUGAUGGUGAAAUUGGUGAAGAAGAUGAGUAUUUGGGCGACUUUAUGGAUUUUCAUAAUAAAAAGGAUAAUUUUGACAAAGCUAUAAGAACGCACCUAAAUAAUAACAACACGAGUACAGCUAGAAGGCUACAUUCUUCUCCCACUAGAAGAAGUCAGGAAUUUGCUCAGAAAUUUGACAAGCUUCUCACUGUAAGUGCUCCAAAGACGAGAGCUGGCCUCUCGAGAGAAGAAACCGGUGGAAGCUUGAGGCAACCAAAAUCUAUGAUGAAUUUACAUAAUCGAAGAGACAUUAAUAACUAUAUGGAUAUCGCUAACAAUAAUGACAAUAUGGCAGGGCUGAAGAGUAGUAAAUCAUAUGGUAGUCUACGAAAUCCUUCAAGAAAUAACAAUACGGUUAGAUUCAAAAAAUCCUUAUCAAAUUUGAUACCAUCCGCACCAGUAAUCCAGGAACAAGACGAAGAUAAUUCGAGUGACGAUUUCAUGAAUGAUACCGUAAUAGGACCUUCAACAAACAGAGAACAAUUUCUGAAAAAGUUUGAAGAAGACAACCUUGAACAGGAGGAUGACGCAGAUUUCGCCUUUGAUGAAUCUGUUUUACAACCUCAAUUCUUAUCUAAAAUUGCCAUAACUCGAUCAAAUUCAAAGGUUUCAACUGAUAUGUAUGAAAUUGAGGACGCUGAAAACUUAUUAACCCCACAACUACAUAGGCAAUCCAGACAGAGGGUAGUCAUGGGCCCUGACACAUUCAAAGAUCCUCGAGUAAAUAGCAGAAAGCCUUCAGGUGGAUUCAUACCGCCAACAUCCAAAAUUAAAACGAUCAAGCAACAGAUAGACUGUAAUACACCGAUAAAGAGGGGGAAUAUGCAGUAUAACCCACGAACUAUGAAAUGGGAGGGAAAUGAAAAGGUUUUAAGUACAUUUGAUGUAAUGGAAGAUAAACCUUUACUUAUCAGGAAUAAAAAAUCGGAUUCAAAUGAACUAGAGAAUGUGAAGAUAAGAUCAAACUCCAAUAAUCCAAGAGUAGUGGGGAACAUGGUCUUCGACGAGAAAAAUCUAAGAUGGGUAAGUAUUCAUGAAGAGCAAGCCGACCCAUUUGCUGGGGUUGAUAAAAUACUUAAUUUACCCAAAAGGAAGAAGUCUUCGCCCUUUUUAAGAUCUCAAAGUCACUCAACUACAAAUAGAAGAACUGCUUCUUCGAGCCUUGCGUCCAGAAAAUACAAUACAAUUGGUGGCAGAGGAAGCCCUACCGAGUAUAAUGAGGCAGAUCCUGCAUUCUUUGUCAAUUCCAGACAGCUAGAGCAUUUUUAUCAUGAAGAGAAUAAAUGGAAUAAGAAAGUUGGCGCAUGGUUUAUUUUAGGUAAUCAAGGAGAAGAGGACGAUCUGUCUAAAAAUAUCACAAUAACAAACCAUGACCAUAAAGAAUUCAUGUAUGAAAUAAGAAAGAUGGUAUUAAACUCGACAAGAAAUUGA